AUGAGGCAUCUUUCGGGGAAUGCGCCUUUGCCCUACGUCGCGGGGACAGACAGGGGAGAGCGGUCAGACGUGGAGGCCUUCUUCGCACCUCUCUCUCCUUCUACUCAUUUUUUCCAUAGGCAUGAGGAAGGGGGUUUCGAGUUCACUCAGCACCUGGAGGAGGCCACUGAGAGGCGUCUCCAGGGGCUUCUGGACGACCUGUGGGCCGCCACGCACAGCGAGGUGGCGCUUGAGGCAGCGCAAAAAGGCCCACGGGCGGAAUGGAACCCUUACCGUCCAUCGCAAAGGGAUCCAGGGGUCUGGCAGGAGGUGUUGAAUAGCAUCGUCUACGAGUUUCGUGAGGUGGUCCCGGUGGAUAGCCUUUUUGUAUCUGGAUUUAGCUUGUUUGAGGCGUUUAACGGAGCUUCGGUAGAACAUGGUGAGGGAGUGACUGUGGGACGUGAAGCGGGGGACUUUAGCUUUUAUAUCCCGCAUGAGUUAAACAAGUUAUGUGUUGAAGGUCACUCCCUGCCAAUUUUGAACCCCUCGGAGCUGAGUGGUAGCGACACCACUUUGAGUGGUUUCGAAGAGAUUUUAUCACACCAUGGCACACCUCCUGUUGAUGUUUUUGCACUGGACGAUACGAAAGGAGGUUCCUUGUUACCCACACGACACAACAAGUUGUCGCGAGAUAACAUGACACCUUCAAUAAUUCCACCAGAGAUACUGGCCGAGGUAGAGAUGUUGGUAUUUGACAGAUUAUGGGAUGAGGUGGUAGUCCCUUACUAUGUCGAGCAAUUGAGUGAUAAUUCCACUGGAAUUAUGAAGAAUGAAGAAUCGAAAGAGGUCUCAAAGAAUACCUUGCUCCCAAAGAUCGCAUCAUCAAAGAUCUCCAGAUGCUCUCAACGAUUCCUCGGCAGUUGUGGCAAGUCGAACAUUGUACCUCUUCUUGAAAAUGUAAAGACGAAGAAAAAGGGUGAAAACCGGAUGGUAUUGCGAGACGCAUCGCGAUUCGAUAGUAUUCAACUUGAUACAAGUCUAAAGUCUGAUGGGGAAAAAGUUCCUCUUAGCCAGUCUGUGCGGUCACACGUGCAUACGCAGGUCUUAAGGAAAGAGUCACGAGUUUCAGGCACUACAAAAGAACAGGGUGUAUUGGAAGAAUCCCUUUCAAAUCCAAAAAGGUGUUUUUCGCGGCGGCGUCCACCUUAA
Messenger RNA from Phytomonas sp. Hart1, 1188 nucleotides. The record is from the annotation of a GenBank genome assembly. Lineage: Eukaryota; Euglenozoa; Kinetoplastea; Trypanosomatida; Trypanosomatidae.